AUGGGCGAAAAACUGGGAAACUACCUUGGCUCUUUCAUCAUGGUGGAUCGUGGUUUGAAUGGGGACUAUUUGGGUAGUUUCUUGCACAUCAAGGUAGGGGAGAAGAUAUCGGAACCUCUGAAGCACUGUGUUACGCUUCGUUUAGCAAUUGAUGAACCAGCAAAGAAGUAUGAGAUCGAUAUUAGGGCAGAGAAUGGUUUGACAGGGAAAAGGUUUGGGUUGGUAGGGGAUGGGACACAGUUGGAUCAUAGUGUUUCACCCCCAAAGGUGGUGGGUGUUGUUCAUCCAUGUGAAGCAAUGGUAAACCUUCGGGGAGAGACAGACAUGGAGGAUGAUGGUUUGGGGAGCGAUCCUGUGCUACAUCUUUUCAAAAAGAGAAGAUUAUUUUCCAUUGAAAGAGAAGGUCAUACCUCUACAACAUUGGUGGGGGAGGGGCCAGGAGACACUCAUACUAGUCUAUUAGUGAGUUUCGAGGUCCCGAGGAACAAGGAGGUAAUGACAGAGUUGCCAGAUAAUAAGAUUGUGGAGAAGGCAUCAGUAGACAGUGACUAUAUCGAUCAAUAG
This is a messenger RNA of Prunus armeniaca (apricot), 564 nucleotides long. Lineage: Eukaryota; Viridiplantae; Streptophyta; Magnoliopsida; Rosales; Rosaceae. The record is from the annotation of a GenBank genome assembly.